AGAGACACAGACAUCCCAGCCGUUCCAGCCAGCCGUCGACAAAUUUCUUCCUAGCUAGUAACAGCAGAACAAGCAGCUCGCCCGGAAGAAAGAGAAGACAGGGACGAUCCAUCCAGAUUUACCUACUUGAAGAAACAGAGAGAGAGAGAGAGAGAGAGCUUGAUCAGUGAAGAGUUAAUUUGAUUUGUGAAUGACGAGUGGAGCCAAUUGUGGGUACCCUCAGCUGGAGCUGCCGCCGGGGUUCCGAUUCCAUCCCACCGACGAUGAGCUCGUGAUGCACUACCUCUGCCGGAAAUGCGCCGCCCAGCAGAUCGCCGUCCCCAUCAUUGCAGAGAUCGAUCUCUACAAGUUUGAUCCGUGGCAACUUCCAGAUAUGGCUCUGUAUGGAGAGAAAGAAUGGUACUUCUUCUCGCCGAGAGACCGGAAAUAUCCGAACGGGUCACGGCCAAACAGGGCGGCCGGAACCGGGUACUGGAAGGCCACCGGAGCCGACAAGCCGAUCGGGAAGCCGAAGCCGGUGGGGAUCAAGAAGGCUCUGGUUUUCUAUGCCGGAAAAGCUCCCAAAGGGCUCAAGACCAACUGGAUUAUGCACGAGUACCGCCUCGCCAACGUCGACCGAUCGGCCGGCAAGAAAAACAAUCUAAGGCUCGACGAUUGGGUACUGUGCCGAAUAUACAACAAAAAGGGUUCCAUCGAGAAGCACUUUCCGGCGGACAGAAAAUUCGUGGAAGCUUCCGAAUUCGAGGACCAGAAGCCCGACAUUUUAUCGGGCUACGGCGCGAUGCCUCCGCCGGCGGUGCUGCCGCCACUGGCGCCGCACAUGGCGGCGGGGAACGACUUGCUGCACUUCGAGACGUCGGACUCGAUGCCGAGGCUGCACACGGACUCGAGCGGGUCGGAGCACGUGACGUCGCCGGAGUUCACGUACGAGAAGGAGGUCCAGAGCCAGCCCAAGUGGAACGACUUCGGAAAUGCCCCCGAUUUUCAGUUUAAUUACAUGGAUGCCUUUCCGGAUGACACUUUCGCCCCUCCGAUGCAGUAUCCACCCGACCCGCUUUAUCCGAUGCAGGACAUGUUCAUGUACAUCCAGAAGCCAUUUUGAGCCGUCCGAUCAAACUCGGAAGUAAUUAUCUCAAUCGGGUGCGGCGGGGUCGCACCAUAGAGAGGCGGCGUUGGUGGCAUCAUAAGCGUUGAUCUAAUAAUAGGAGGAGGCAUAUGAAUGAUGCUGAUGGUGAUGGGGAUGGUGGCGGUGGUGGUCAUGUUGGCAUAUUAUAUUUAAUUGUUAUGCAGCUAUGGAAGUGUAUGUUGUAAGUAGUCGUAGUGGUAGUAAUAGGGUCAUUCUUGUAAUUUCACAAAUGGUUGAAAAUUGAAAUUAUAGAAGUUGACGGGGGGAUUAACGUGGAGCAAAAUACGAAACGAAAGUCAGCGAUGCUUCGUGGUGCUUUCUCAAACGUUCACGUUAAUGGUGGGCUGGGCUGCAAUGUUUUAUCGUAUUCCUCGGAGCUUUCCGGGAAAGAGACUUGGAAAAACAUAAUAAUAAUCCCCUACCAAAUGCCAUCCAUCCAGACACGCCCGCCCGCCCAAUAUGCUGCUGCUACAUACAUGCCGUGUGCUAUAUGCUGAUGUUGUGGUUUUGUACUCAUCCAAUUCCAAGUCAAUUCAUUAAUUGCCUCCAAAACCAAAACCAAAACCAAAACUCAACCCUAACCCACAAAAUUAACUCCUUUCUAUUGCUUGCACUUGUUAUUCAAUAUUUCUUAUGUGAAAUUUUAUUUUUCACUUA
Molecule: messenger RNA, 1783 nt
Organism: Diospyros lotus (date-plum)
Lineage: Eukaryota; Viridiplantae; Streptophyta; Magnoliopsida; Ericales; Ebenaceae
Product: NAC domain-containing protein 2
Exons: 3
Coding region: 191-1102 (303 amino acids)
Biological process (GO): regulation of DNA-templated transcription
Molecular function (GO): DNA binding
Source: RefSeq, a predicted model, not a curated record